GAUAUUGAUAAUGGUAACGCAGGCCUAUAAUAUAAUUUCACUAAGAAAUUGGGUAUUUAUUUGUCCCUCUCAACCAACGAAGUAACUAACAUACUUUAGCUUCUUGUACGCGUAUCAUUACGAACGUGGGAUUUUGGCAGACAAAGCCUUGUGAUUGGAAGAUUAAUCAAAACAAAAUAGUAUAUAUACCUUGGAAGCUGAAUGAACGGAGUGAGAAAUUAUAUCUCAACCAAAAGGGUAUUAGCGUAAUUUCAAUUACUCGUCCAAGAUGAGAUGAUAACAUCCUCCUCCCACUUGAAAACCAACACCGACACUGCCAUUCUCUCUGUUGCCGCCGGUCGCAAAACCGGCCGCAAGGGAAGACUCUCCUCGCUUAUGGCCACCGCCUCCAAUAACUCUACUCCCGCUGUUGUCUUCACCGCUCUCGCCGGCGUUGCUAUUGUUGCUGUCAUUUUCUACGGUGCCAGCAGGAAAAAAAAACACGCCCUUUCACCUCUGCAAUGGAAAAACUUGUUUACAGAAGAUGGUAGACUCCAUGAUGGUGGAAUUAAGUUCCUGAAAAGAGUGCGCAAUGGAGGUGUUGAUCCUAGAAUAAGGGCUGAAGUGUGGCCAUUCCUACUUGGAGUGUAUGACUUUAACAGCACCAAAGAUGAAAGAGAUGCUGUAAGAACCCAAAAUAGAAAGCAAUAUGAAAGACUCCGCAGACAAUGCAGGAAAUUCAUCAAACGAAGCAAUAAAAGCAGGGAGUUAAAUGAUAUAGGUGAAAUCAGCUUUGAAGGAGGUGAUGGAAGUCUUGUUCGAGAUUCUAGUUCUUCUAGUUCUGAUGAUGCUGCCAGCGCCAGGGAAUUCCUUUCUAGUCAAGACAGGACUCCAGAAGCUGAACAUUCAGAUUAUCCAUCCAUUGCCCCAUUGGAAGAUGAUUAUGAUUAUGUUAAUGUCAACAAUGCUGAUGUAUCUACACUGGAUACGGAUGUCGUCGAAGGCCCUGAAGUAAUUCAAACAGUUCCUUCUGACGUUCAGGAAGAUAACAAUCCCAUGAAAACUACCGAGGAAGUUUCUUCUCCCUUCCAAGAAAAAGUUCCAUCAAAGCUACCAGCUACUGAAGACUUCUCCACCUGGCAACGGAUUAUCCGACUCGAUGCACUGCGUGCCAAUGCAGAAUGGAUGGCACACUACCCCUCUCAAGCUGCCACAUCAGACAUUAUGGCACGUCGUACUGCUGAGGCUGUUGGCUUGGAAGAUUAUGGUCACCUAGAGGCUGGCAGAAUCUUCCAUGCUGCUCGACUAGUUGCUAUUCUUGAAGCAUAUGCGCUAUAUGACAUUGAAAUUGGCUACUGCCAGGGUAUGAGUGACCUACUAUCUCCUAUAGUUAGUAUUAUAUCAGAUGAUCACGAGGCUUUCUGGUGUUUUGUUGGAUUCAUGAAAAAGGCACGGCAAAAUUUUAGGCUUGAUGAGGUGGGUAUAAGGAGGCAACUAGAUUUAGUUGCAAAAAUAAUCAAGUAUAAGGAUGCCCAUCUAUUUAGGCAUUUGGAGAAGCUUCAGGCUGAAGAUUGCUUUUUUGUGUAUCGGAUGGUGGUGGUAUUGUUUCGAAGGGAAUUGACAUUUGAGCAAACUCUUUGCCUUUGGGAAGUAAUGUGGGCAGAUCAAGCUGCAAUCAGAGCAGGUAUCGGGAUUUCUGCAUGGAGUAAAGUUAGGCAGCGUGCACCGCCAACAGAUGAUCUGUUGCUCUACGCAAUUGCAGCUUCGGUAUUACAGAGGAGGAAAUUGAUCAUUGAAAAGUAUAGCAGCAUGGAUGAGAUCAUAAGGGAAUGCAAUAACAUGUCAGGACAGCUUGAUGUUUUGAAAUUGCUAGAUGAUGCACAUAACUUAGUGGUCACCCUUCGCGACAAAAUAGAAACAUCAUUAUGAUCAAUGCAUUAAACAAAUCUAGUUCAUACUUUUUAGUGUACAAAAAUUCUUAUAUUUCAGAGUAGCAGAUUCUCCUCUGCAUUUAAAAUAAGCACCGGAGUUGCGCUGCACUGGUUAUUGCUCAUUUUUCUAGCACCCUCUUUUUCUUUUUUUGCAUCUUGAUAUCAGACACAAAUCUCACUUCUCUGAACUCGCUGGAGCAUGUAACUUUAACUUUUACCAUAUUAGCAUAUGUUUCUCCUGCAUGCUUUUACCAUUCA
This is a messenger RNA of Cicer arietinum (chickpea), 2168 nucleotides long. Its product is annotated as rab GTPase-activating protein 22-like. Gene Ontology annotation, molecular function: GTPase activator activity. NCBI's taxonomy places the organism in Eukaryota, Viridiplantae, Streptophyta, Magnoliopsida, Fabales, Fabaceae. The record is from RefSeq and is a predicted model, not a curated record. Gene Ontology annotation, biological process: activation of GTPase activity.